Molecule: messenger RNA, 4433 nt
Organism: Peromyscus californicus insignis
Lineage: Eukaryota; Metazoa; Chordata; Mammalia; Rodentia; Cricetidae
Gene: Socs5
Product: suppressor of cytokine signaling 5
Exons: 2
Coding region: 379-1992 (537 amino acids)
Biological process (GO): phosphatidylinositol phosphate biosynthetic process; intracellular signal transduction
Cellular component (GO): phosphatidylinositol 3-kinase complex
Molecular function (GO): 1-phosphatidylinositol-3-kinase regulator activity
Source: RefSeq, a predicted model, not a curated record
UGCGCCGGUUGGGCAGGAGCCGCGGAGGACGGGGACUCGGCGAGCGGUCGGGCUCGCCCUGUCGCUGACUGCGCUGCCCCGGCUCGUCCUGCCUGGCCGCAGGUGCCCUGGAUGAGGCCGCCCCGUGCGCCCCGGCCGCUGAGUGUCCCCCCCGCGGUCGCCCAGCGCCCGCAAGCGGCCGCCUCUCCUUGCCCGGGUCCCCGCGCCCGGCGCAGUCCUCCUCGGGCGGGCGCCUCCGCACCUCGGCGCAGGCGGCACGGCCCUUGGGCCGGGAUGGAUCGACCGGGAAGAGGAAGACAAGCCGGGGCAUUGAGCCCCUGCGCACGGUACCGCGCGUAGUGGGAGCUUGCGCGCAGUAGGCUCUCGCUCUUCUAAUCAAUGGAUAAAGUAGGGAAAAUGUGGAACAACUUGAAACACAGGUGCCAGGCUCUGUUCAACCAUGAAGGAGGAAGCCGCAGUGAGAAUGUGGACAUGAGCUCCAGCAGGUGUCUGUCUGUCAAAGAGAAAACCAUCAGCCUGGGAGAGACGGCUCCCCAGCAGCAGAGCAGUCCCUUAAGAGAAAACGUUGCCUUACAGCUGGGACUAAGCCCUUCGAAGACCUUUGCAAGACGAAACCAAAACUGCGCCGCUGAGAUCCCUCAGGUGGUCGAAAUAAGCAUUGAGAAGGACAGUGACUCGUGCUCCGCCACCCCGGGAACAAGGCUUGCUCGAAGAGACUCCUACUCUCGACAUGCCCCGUGGGGAGGGAAGAAGAAACAUUCCUGUUCCACAAAGACCCAGAGUUCACUGGAUACCGAGAAGAAGUUCGGUAGAACUCGAAGCGGCCUUCAGAGGCGAGAGCGGCGCUAUGGAGUCAGCUCGGUGCACGAUAUGGACAGUGUUUCCAGCAGGGCGGUCGGGAGCCGCUCUCUGAGGCAGAGGCUCCAGGACACUGUGGGUUUGUGUUUCCCCAUGAGAACUUACAGCAAGCAGUCAAAGCCUCUCUUUUCCAAUAAAAGAAAAAUUCACCUUUCUGAAUUAAUGCUAGAGAAAUGCCCUUUUCCUGCUGGCUCAGAUCUAGCCCAGAAGUGGCAUUUGAUUAAGCAGCAUACGGCUCCCGUGAGCCCACAUUCAGCGUUUUUUGAUACGUUUGAUCCCUCACUGGUGUCCACAGAAGAUGAGGAAGAUAGGCUCCGGGAGAGAAGACGCCUUAGUAUCGAGGAAGGGGUGGACCCCCCUCCCAAUGCACAAAUACACACCUUUGAAGCCACUGCACAGGUCAACCCCUUGUGUAAACUGGGACCAAAGUUAGCCCCGGGGAUGACGGAAAUAAGUGGAGACGGUGCUGCGGCUCCACCAACGACUUGUGACUCGGAAGAGGAUUCCACCACCCUGUGUCUGCAGUCGCGGAGGCCGAAGCAGCGCCAGGUGUCCGGGGACAGCCACUCACACGUGAGCAGACAGGGAGCCUGGAAGGUUCACACGCAGAUCGAUUACAUACACUGCCUUGUGCCAGAUUUGCUUCAGAUCACAGGCAAUCCCUGUUACUGGGGUGUGAUGGACCGAUACGAAGCAGAAGCCCUUCUGGAAGGGAAACCUGAAGGCACGUUUUUGCUCAGGGACUCUGCGCAGGAGGACUACCUCUUCUCCGUGAGCUUCCGCCGCUACAACAGAUCCCUGCACGCCCGGAUCGAACAGUGGAACCACAACUUCAGCUUUGAUGCCCACGACCCCUGCGUGUUCCACUCCUCCACUGUCACGGGCCUUCUGGAACAUUACAAAGACCCCAGCUCUUGCAUGUUUUUUGAACCAUUGCUUACGAUAUCACUGAACAGGACUUUUCCUUUCAGCCUGCAGUAUAUCUGCCGUGCGGUGAUCUGCAGGUGCACCACGUAUGACGGGAUCGGUGGGCUCCCUCUGCCAUCAGUGUUACAGGACUUUUUAAAAGAGUAUCACUAUAAACAGAAAGUUAGGGUUCGCUGGUUAGAGCGAGAACCAGUCAAGGCAAAGUAACCCCUGUCCCCCAAGAGCAUUCCCAGGGUCUGCUCUCACGUGCAUCAGACAGUACACCCAUGGGAGGCACAGAGUCGGCUGCUAGGGUUUUCCACCCAGAAUGUGAGCCUAGUCUUCAGCCUCUCUCCAGUGGGAUCUUCUGUUGCACGGACAGAGGUGCCUAGAAACAGCAGAGGGUUUGCGGGUGUCCAGGGCCGGGGAAACACAGCUAGUUUCAGUGAGCAGUGUGGUUUGAGACGGCUGUGACGCCUGAGUGGGGCAGCUCUGGGGCGUUUGCUAUGAAGAAUUCUAUUUCUUACUGAAGAACAAAUUAUUAAUAUUGGAUGGGUAUUUCAACAGUGUGACUAAUGUUUGAAAUUAUUUUUUCUAAGAAUUUUUCUAUAACCUUCCAAAAGUAGUGAUGUUUGUAGUUAACUAUAAAUCAAGCUUUGAAAGUCCAAAACAAAUAAGAAAAGACUGCCUUCCUUUUCGAGAAAAAAAAAAAAUGCAACUUUUCUGGCCACAGGGCAUGUGCAUUGUCGAGGUGGUUUAUGGUCAGUCUCCUUUUCUCCUCAGAGAAAGAGACUCUGAAGUAAGCCAAGGUCUCUAAGAUAGUUCUUCAAACUUCAGACGUAGAGUUAGUAGUAGAGUUGUGUUUCAAAGCCCUCAGUACUCAUCUGGGAUGAGCGUUGUGACUGCAGACAGGCGUGCAGUUGGAGUUCGAGUGGAAUUGUUUUUCUAAGUUGACAUGUGCAGUCCACACAUUGUUUCAUCAGAAUUGGAUCUUUUCCUGUGCCCUUGAGUUUGUGAACCCAGAGGGAAAUGAGACUAGAAGAUGCCCAGACACAUCAGAUAAUAGUGACUACACUGGUUGCUGAUGUUACGUUAUGUUAAACUCUAAUUAAUCAUUUGGACAGCAGUAUUUAUCUCUUUGUGUAAGCUCAUAGCCGAAUUACUUAAGUACAGUUUAUAGCAUUUUAGUGCAGUUAAUUCUUCACAGAAAACCUACAUUGCAGAUUUAAAGGUACUGUACAACCAUGAUGUCUGUAAAUAACGUUCCUUGGCACUUUCUUGUCACUUAGACUAGUACGUAAUACAACUUGAGUGACCGCUUCGGGAAGUACCGGCAGUCUAGUGUUGCUCCUCAGUGUCGGACUGAGUUCUCGGCUCUGUCCUAGACAUUUGCACUACAGUAGCCAAGUCCAUUCUCAUUGUCUGUCACUGUGCUCUGUGCCCGCUGGUGAGCGCUCCUGGGUCCACACCAGCUGCUGCAGAGGUUAUUUUACAACCCUCUGGCUAUUGCCAGGCUACUGAAAAGAAACGCUAUAUUUGUAUGCAACACUAACCCGUUGACUGCUAACGUCUGCUUCUGCUUGCUGUGCCUUGUUCUGGCUGCUUUUUCGUGCUAAUAAAGUAUGUUUGGUGUUCGCCUUGUAUAUCUGCUGUUUUAUACAUUUGCCACAGUUUCUCUUGUACGUGGAAUGGUGUGGGGUUUUUAAAUAAGCAUUAUCUGGCAACUUACUGUAGUUAAUGCAGAUUCACCUACAACUUAAUACUGACCUGCCAGGAUAAGCUAAAUCUAAAUUGAAUGCUCUCUAGCUUUCUAAUCUUAAUCACCUCCCGUGGAAGUGUCUGUAGUUAACUGCAAAUUGGUGUACAGUUUACGACAGAAAACUCAGAAGUGAAACCCUGGUGAUUUCUCUGUUGGUAGCAAAAGACCGACACAGGCGGUAACCCAGCAGAUGAACAUCAGAGCAUCCAGCUGCAUCCGAAACAGGUUAUGUGAAGUCUGUGAACCAGGACACAGCACCACUUAGCGGUUUGGGGACCAUUUUAAUUGAUGAUAAAUGCCCAAAAUGUGGACCUUUAACCAAAGACUUGUCCAUUUUAAUGCAAAACGGGGAUUGAAGGAACUUAGAUUUUCUGUUAUUUGUAGUAGAAGUCCCUGAGGAACAUAUACCAAAGUGGUUGAGAACUUCAUCCAAACCUACUUUCAAAGCAUAAUGUGCAAUUAAGUUGUUAUGACGUAAUUCUAUUGCAUAAUUGUUGGGUCUGUUUUCUUGAGCUUCUAAUGUACCUGGAAAGUAAACCAACCUCUUAAGGCAAAAGUCCAUACUAAGUACUGGAGGAGGACGUUGGUGAGCAGGUGAUGCUGUGAAGAGAACUCGAAACUCCCAGAAAGCACUUGAUGUUUUUAUAUGCUUGUAGCAAAUUGAUGUUCUCACUAUAGUUUUAUAGAAAAUAUUAAUGCUUUUAUGUAUUUCAGAACUUUUCCUGUGUUAUUAUGCAGAUUGUUUUAAGUGUGUAACUUGAGUUUUGUGAGCAUGUGUACACUGUGCUAAAAGGCACUUAAUGUUUCAGUUUGUGUACAAUAUAAAUAUGCAACUUCGGGGUUCAUUUUUUUUGUUAAAAUAUUAGCAGCUUACAUUUAAAAAAAGAAAAAUCACCAUCAUGAAAGUGCA